Siniperca chuatsi (mandarin fish) is the source of this 1945-nucleotide messenger RNA. Its product is annotated as leucine rich adaptor protein 1-like. The coding region runs from base 232 to 846 and encodes 204 amino acids. The record is from RefSeq and is a predicted model, not a curated record. NCBI's taxonomy places the organism in Eukaryota, Metazoa, Chordata, Actinopteri, Centrarchiformes, Sinipercidae. The transcript is spliced from 2 exons. Gene Ontology annotation, biological process: positive regulation of canonical NF-kappaB signal transduction.
UGUAAAGUGUUUUUGGCUCAACACUUCAUUCUGUGAGCUGGUUGAAUAAAGUUGUCAAGAGAGCACGCUUGUUGCAACUUUUCGCUACUGAACUCCUCUGUGGAUAAAGCUCGCGCGCGUCCCCCCCCAACAAGUCACUGGGAGUAUCUCCGAGCUCGCGGCUCUGUAAUUUGCUCCUCUGCCUGCUCCAAAUCAUACACUGAAAACGUGUAAUCCUUCUGACAGUCUGCAAUGGACGAGGAUAACAACGUCUUGCCUGAGUUGAAGGAUAUAGAGACAAAAUUGGGUAGAAAAGUCCCGGAUAGUCUCAUUCGUUCUCUUGUUGGAGGAAAACAUCACGACGAGCACGAGAAGUUGGCAGCACCGCAUUUAGUGAACUGCAAAGUGUUAAAUUGUAAUAAUUCUGCGGACUUGAAAAGACUGGAGAGCAAAAUGCUAUUCCUCAAGCAAGAAAUGGCACACCUGCGAGCCAUUGAUGUGAAGCUGAUGCAGCAGCUUAUGUCAAUCAACGAGGGCAUCGAGUCCAUCCGUUGGAUGAUCGAAGACAAAGGAGGCGUGGCCAGCCAAGAGGGCAGCCUGACGGGCAGCUUGUACAGCCUGUCAGACAGCCAGGACGGAACCUCACUGCGAGGCAGCUUCAGCAGCUUGAAUGAUGCUAACAGUGACGGGCUAGAUGGUCUGUCUGUGGGUAGUUACUUGGACACUCUAGCAGAGGACCUCUCGGACGACCCUUCACCUACGGAUCUUGACUGUUUUGUAGAUAAAACAGUCAUUGAUAGUGAUGCUUUCAGCAAAUCACCACUGAAACUCAGGGUGGAAUCAGAUGAAUACUACUGCUUUGGAUAAUGAUAAGCUAAACACGGUGGUUACAGAGACUACUGAGAUUUUUUGCGAAGAAAGAUUUAAAUAAUAACAUGGACAAAUUAACACAGCUGUCAGAUUAUUUUUCCCACAUGCUUUACAUUUUUCUUAUUAUAGCAACCCCCAAGAGGUUGGCAAAGAGUUACCAAAUGACUCAUGUUACUUUUUACCUUGAAACCAGCUUCCUUAAGUUGUGGAUUGAACACACCUCAUCAAACCAUUGUCACUUAAUGUCACACCAAAUGCAAGUGAAAACAUCUUAACAAUUCAUUAUGUCUUAAUAUAUUAUCAUGCAGGUCAAUAAAAAUAAAAAGUCGCUCUGUUUGUAAUGAUAGUAUUUAUUUUUUGUAGUUAUCCAGCAGUUUUUUCCCCCAGAGUACUUCUUAGCUUAAAAUUAAGGGGGAAGAUGGGUGGAUAAAAGCAGCUGAACAGCAGAUUUGCUUCUUUAUCUGUGUAAAAUUAGACUUCGACUACCUGAUCUAAGUAAAGGAGUAGAUUAGGAUUUAGCAGCUAUUUGGGGAAAUUGGACAUUUUAUGCCGAGUGAUUCAAGAGGGUAAACUGUUUAAAGUGGUAAGUUCAAGUGUUACAGCAAGUGCAAUUUACUUCAUUGCCAAAUUCUGAGCACCACCUACUUGUUAAGCUUUUAAUUAUUUUUACUUACAUGUUUUGAGUGAUGGAAGUUCCUAAGCUAAACCCCACUCUGCAAUGGUCCUACCAUUGCAGAGUGUACACACAAAAGAUUAUUAGCACAUUCAAAGCACAUAUGCUUAACUGAAAACCAAAGCAAUUUGAUUGUCUGAUAGAUAAUUGAGGCCUGAGGCAAAACCCUGUUAACACCAGAUGGGAGAUUUGAUGACGGUGGACAUUUGUGAAACACAUGUUUACUUUGUGGGCACAUUUUAAUUCUCUGUUGUCAAAAAACUAGAGCUAUACAUUGCUUUACAUUCAUUUGUUUCCUUAUGCUGAUUUGUUUGACAUUUGUAUUUUAUGUUGCCUGCUUUUGAAAGAAAAAAAAGUUGCCAUUGAUUGCUGUUGAUUUUGUUGUGGAAAUGAAAUAAUAUAUUGUGAUUUUCCUCUGCCUCA